AUGUCCUUGGCUCCAACUGGAAACAUGCAACUACCGCAACCCACGGUGAUGGCUCUGAGUCUGAUCCUCACCAUCGGUCCCUACAGACAUCGCAAGGACUUGAGCAGGCAGCCAGUGCUUCUGAAGUAUCUGAUUAUUGGAUAUAUCGCCGCAGGAACCUAUGGAAAAGUGUAUAAGGCCCGUUUGAAGCUGCUGGCGAAAAACGAAGGUGAUGAAGCAGGUGACACUACUGAGCCUUCAGGGACAGAUAAUCAGUUGAAUUUGAGUCGUACAGAGAGUCAAGUACCCGACGAAGACGCCCCGUUCUUCGCUAUCAAGAAGUUCAAGUCAGAUAAUCAUCUUCCGGCCAAACCUUCAGCGAUGCACAUGAACGGACAUAAUGGUCACGACAACGGUCAUGAAAUCGUCCAUUACACUGGAAUUUCACAAUCAGCAAUUCGUGAAAUGUCAUUGUGUCGAGAGUUGAGCCAUAAAAAUAUCACUAAGCUCUUGGAGAUUAUUUUGGAAAACAAAUCCAUCUACAUGAUCUUUGAGUUUUUUGAGCACGAUUUGCUCCAAAUCAUCCAUUUCCACUCACAUCCAGAAAUGAGGCCCAUUCCUGAACAGGCGGUCAAGUCUUUGAUUUGGCAGGUGCUCAACGGUGUGACGUUUCUUCACAAGAACUGGAUUUUCCACCGAGAUUUGAAACCUGCCAAUAUCAUGGUGUCCAGCGACGGCGUGGUGAAAAUCGGCGACUUGGGGCUUGCACGAAAGUUCAACAAUCCUCUCCAGAGCUUAUAUACGGGAGACAAGGUCGUGGUGACUAUCUGGUAUAGAGCACCAGAGCUUUUGCUUGGAACCAGACAUUACACUCCAGCCAUUGACUUGUGGGCUGUAGGGUGCAUCUUGGCAGAGCUUCUAUCGUUACGGCCAAUUUUCAAGGGAGAGGAAGCCAAGAUCGAUAUGAGCAACAAAAAGCUGAUACCGUUCCAGAAAAAUCAGCUUCAGAAGAUCUUUGAGAUCUUGGGCACUCCUUCCAGUGAAGUGUGGCCAACACUCCUGAAGUAUCCAGACUACUACGCUUUCCAGCAGCAAUUUCUUCAGAGUAGCUCUGCUGUGUAUCAACCAAAUCUUACCAAUUGGUAUAAGAUGGUUGGAGGCAAGAACAAGCAGUGUCUUUCAUUAUUGCGAGACUUAUUGGAAUACGAUCCAGUCACACGGGUGACGGCGGAUGAUGCUUUGGUGCAUCCAUAUUUUUUGGAGCCUCCAAAGGUCCACGAGCAUGCAUUUGAAGGGUUGAACAUCAAGUAUCCAAAGAGAAGAAUUUAUACUGAUGACAUUGACAUAACGUCUCAUGCAAACAAUUUCAAUGCAUCCAAGAGACAUGGAAUUGAUGAUGGCCUAAUGCGGAAGAGACAGAGGUAG
Sungouiella intermedia is the source of this 1404-nucleotide messenger RNA. The record is from the annotation of a GenBank genome assembly. Lineage: Eukaryota; Fungi; Ascomycota; Pichiomycetes; Serinales; Metschnikowiaceae.